AACCAUUUCCGCACCGUCUCCUCUUGAUUCCGUUCCGUUCCUCGCCCUUCUCUUCCCUCCCUUCUCCCCCUCACGUUCCCCCUCCGUCGCCGGCGAGAGGGAGGCCUCGUCGGUCCCGCCAAUGGCCGCCUCCGUCCCCAACGGGCACCCCGCCGCCGGAGGAGGGACGCCCGCGGUGCCGUCCUCGUCGUCGCUGCUGUUCCUGGGGACGGGCUGCUCCAGCGCGGUGCCCAACGCGCGGUGCCUGAUCCAGCCCCCCGACCCGCCCUGCGCCGUCUGCUCCCAGUCCCUCUCCGUGGCCCCCGAGCUAAAUCCUAACUACAGGUGCAAUACUUCUCUUCUGAUUGAUUAUUGCCAAGAUGAGGCACACAAAUAUAUUCUGAUUGAUGUUGGGAAGACAUUCCGAGAACAAGUUCUACGGUGGUUUGUCCACCACAAAAUCCCUUGUGUUGAUUCCAUUAUUCUGACCCAUGAGCAUGCUGAUGCAAUCUUGGGUCUUGAUGAUAUUCGGAUUGUUCAGCCAUUUAGUCCUACCAAUGAUAUUGAUCCAACUCCAAUUUAUCUAUCCCAAUUUGCUAUGGACAGCAUUGCCCAAAAGUUUCCUUACCUGGUCAGAAAGAAACUAAAGGAAGGGGAGGAGGUUCGGCGAGUUGCUCAACUUGACUGGAGAGUAAUCGAAAGUGAUGUUGAGAAACCAUUUGUGACCUCAGGGCUAGAAUUUGUUCCCCUACCGGUGAUCCAUGGCGAGGACUAUGUUUGCUUGGGUUUCCUUUUUGGAAGAAAAUCAAAAGUUGCUUAUAUAUCAGAUGUUUCACGGUUUCCUCCAAGCACAGAACAUGCAAUUUCAAAGUCUGGAGGGGGUCAGCUGGAUUUGCUCAUCUUGGAUUGCCUUUCUAGGACUGGUUCUCAUAAUGUGCAUCUUUGUUGGGAUCAGACGCUGGAUGCUGUUAAGAGGAUCUGCCCCAAAAGGGCAUUGCUCGUUGGGAUGACUCAUGAGAUGGACCAUCACAAGGACAAUGAAACAUUAGAAGAGUGGUCCAGAAGGGAGGGGAUAGAUGUGCAGUUAGCCCGUGAUGGCUUGCGUGUCUACAUUGAUCUGUAAAUUUGACAAAGGACAUCUGCUUCUUCAGCAAACCUCCAUCAAGUUUCCAGCUGCUGUUACCAUUCUGCUCCUGAUGAGAAAAUGGAAAGGAAAAAAAAAGAGGCAAAUGCUGCUUUGAUAGCGUGCUGAUCUUCUUAGUCCAAACCCAGUAGAUACAGUAGAAUAAUUCAUCGAACCAGGUUCCAUAUAUAAUAGUAAUAGUCAUAAUAAAAGUUAAAGCAGUUGCCCAUUGGAGAAGAGCCUGAUUCCCACAGAACCCGAGUUCUUGUAUAUGUUGUCUUGAGAGAACUAGUUGAAGUUUCUUGUCUAUGAUAGAUGCCGUGUUGCCCGUUGGAGAAGAGCCCUGAUUCGAAUGAUCAUGUAAAAUGGGUUUUAGCAGAAGCCUAUUUGAAGUUUUUUAGUAAAAGAAUUUCGUCCAAUUGAUGUUUUCUUCUUCGAAAUACUUCUACAUGAAAGAAUAUUAAUGGCCUAUUCGGUUUGGAGGAAAAAACAAAGAAUUGGAAUUUCUAAGGAUUAA
This is a messenger RNA of Oryza brachyantha (malo sina), 1619 nucleotides long. Its product is annotated as putative hydrolase C777.06c. The transcript has 10 exons. The record is from RefSeq and is a predicted model, not a curated record. NCBI's taxonomy places the organism in Eukaryota, Viridiplantae, Streptophyta, Magnoliopsida, Poales, Poaceae. Bases 122 to 1102 code for a protein of 326 amino acids.